Engraulis encrasicolus (European anchovy) is the source of this 1967-nucleotide messenger RNA. It is a transcript of the gene slc13a3, whose product is annotated as solute carrier family 13 member 3. Gene Ontology annotation, biological process: transmembrane transport; citrate transport. The record is from RefSeq and is a predicted model, not a curated record. Gene Ontology annotation, molecular function: sodium:dicarboxylate symporter activity; citrate transmembrane transporter activity; succinate transmembrane transporter activity. The transcript has 14 exons. Gene Ontology annotation, cellular component: membrane. Lineage: Eukaryota; Metazoa; Chordata; Actinopteri; Clupeiformes; Engraulidae. The coding region runs from base 53 to 1855 and encodes 600 amino acids.
CACACACACACACACACACACACACACACACGCAGUAGAGCAUCAGUAGAGCAUGAUGGAAGGCGUCCGGCGUGCCGCUCGUAAGCUGCUGUGUGUUCGCAAACAGCUGAUCCUGCUGCUGACGCCGCUGCUGCUGCUGCCACUCGCCUUCGCCAUGCCACCCAAGGAGGGUAAGUGCAUGUACGUGGUGCUGCUGAUGGCUGUGUUCUGGUGUACUGAGGCCUUGCCCCUGGCGGUGACGGCCAUGCUGCCUAUCUGCCUCUUCCCCACCAUGGGCAUACUGCCAUCCAAGAAGGUCUGCCCUCAGUACUUCCUGGAGACAAAUUUCCUCUUCCUGUCGGGCCUGAUCAUGGCGUCGGCUAUCGAGCAGUGGGGUCUCCACAAGCGCAUCGCACUCAAGACACUGCAGAUAGUGGGAGUCAAACCUGCAUGGCUGAUUUUAGGCAUGAUGAUCGUGACUGCGUUCCUGUCCAUGUGGCUUAGCAACACGGCUACCACGGCGAUGAUGCUGCCCAUCGCUAACGCUAUUCUGGAGAGCCUCUUUGGAGACCUCAACACACUCAAGCAGAAGGCACGCGGACACACACCAGGUACACACACACACACACACACACACACACCAGGUGAGGUGAAGCUCCAUGUGUUGCCUUCCGAGCCGUCAGAGAAGCAGAUCUUAACUAUGGAGGACGGUAAGGAGCGCGUGUCUCGUGUGGAGAGUGUGUGUGGUGAGGAGGAGAGAGAGGAGGCAGAGCGCCACCUAAAGGUGUGGAAGGGAUUCCUCAUCUGCAUCCCCUACGCAGCUAGCAUCGGGGGGACCGCUACGCUAACAGGCACCGCACCUAAUCUCAUACUAGUGGGACAACUCAAGAGCUACUUCCCUGAGUGUGACCUCAUCAACUUUGGUUCCUGGUUCAUCUUCGGCUUCCCCUUGGCCCUCGUCUUCCUCAUCAUGGCCUGGAUCUGGAUCUCAUACCUCUACGGAGGCAUCAACGCCAGCAUGUGUGUUCGUAAACAGGACGCUGCUGAAGCGAAAGUGCGAUCAGUCAUCAACGAGGACUACAAGAAACUAGGACCUAUGAGCUUCGCAGAGGGCUCGAUCUCCUUCUUCUUCGUCCUCUUCACCAUCCUCCUCUUCACUCGAGACCCAAAGUUCGUCUCCGGCUGGUCUGUCUUCUUCAACAAGGGGUAUGUGUCUGAUGCUGUAACGGGCGUCAUCAUCGUCUCCAUCUUGUUCUUCUUCCCGUCUGAGAAGCCGGAGCUGCGCUGGUGGACAGACAACAAGGCCCCCAACACCCCGUACGUGCCGCUGCUCUCCUGGAAGAAGGCUCAAGAGAGUGUUCCAUGGAACAUCAUCCUGCUGCUCGGAGGGGGAUUCGCCAUGGCCAAAGGAUGUGAGGAGUCUGGCUUGGCCGUGUGGCUGGGUGGUCAUCUGGAGCCUAUAGCUCAUGUACCCCCCCCGGUGGCCAUCGUCUUCAUUACAGCCUUCCUGGCCUGCUUCACCGAGUUCGCCAGCAACACCGCCACCAUCAUCAUCUUCCUACCCGUCAUCGCAGAACUGGCUCUGCGUGUCAGUAUUAACCCUCUCUACUUCAUGAUUCCGGCGACUACCGGCUGCUCCUUCGCCUUCAUGCUGCCGGUCUCCACUCCCCCCAACAGCAUCGCCUUCGCCUCCGGACACCUGGCCGUCACAGACAUGGUGCGUACAGGUGUGGUGAUGAAUGUUCUGGGCGUGAUCUGUGUGAGUUUGGCGAUGAACACCUGGGGCGCCGCCCUCUUCCAUCUCAACCACUACCCCGACUGGGCACGCCCCCUCAACGUGACCACGCCCCCUCUGGCACUCAACGCCACCAUCUGAAACCCCGUGGGCCAAUCAGCAGCAGUCUUGAAGAUGCAUUCUCUGAAGCCGUCCAAUCAGCUGCUGCCUCACAGAAACACCACCUGACACCAGCCAAUCAGCAACAGGCUGA